AAUAGUGGUUGGUAUGCGUUGAAAUUCAACCAGAGAAAUAUAGGUAAUCAUUCUUCCUGGGAAUAAAGCACGGACACAGGACAUAAGACUGGAACUCAAACGCGGACUGAGGGGGAAUUUGGGGACAGUCAUGGCGGGGCUUGGAGUGAAGAGGAAGAAAGCGGGGCUCCCUGGUUUUUGCUGGAAAACCUGCUACUUUCAUAUUUUAUUCUGGGUUGUCUCGGUCUGUGGUGAAGAGAAGACGUUCAUCGUUGAGACAUGGCUGAAGAACUAUGGCUACCUGCUCCCCCAUGACAUCCGAACGUCGGACCUGCGGUCAGAGAAAGCCAUGCAAUCGGCAGUCGCUGCCAUGCAGCGAUUCUAUGGCAUCCCAGUGACUGGAAUCCUGGAUCAGACCACCAUAGAAUGGAUGAGGAAACCUCGAUGUGGCGUUCCUGACCACCCCCACAUCAGCCGACGGAGGCGGAAUAAACGCUACGCCCUGACGGGACAGAAAUGGAGAGACAGAAAGAUCUCUUACAGCAUACACAACUUUACCCCUAAAGUGGGGGAGAAAGACACGCAGAGAGCCAUACGGCAGGCCUUUGACGUGUGGCAGAUGGUGACCCCACUGACUUUCCAGGAGGUGGCCUACUCCGAGAUCAAGAACGAGGGGAAGGAGGCCGACAUCAUGAUCUUUUUCGCCUCUGGUUUCCAUGGUGAUAGCUCUCCCUUUGACGGGGAGGGGGGGUUCCUGGCCCAUGCCUACUUCCCGGGCCCUGGGAUCGGAGGGGACACUCACUUUGAUUCGGACGAGCCCUGGACACUAGGCAACGCUAAUCAUGAUGGUAAUGACCUUUUCUUGGUGGCGGUACAUGAGCUUGGGCACGCCCUGGGACUGGAGCAUUCGAAUGACCCCAGUGCCAUAAUGGCUCCCUUCUACCAGUACAUGGAGACACACAACUUCAAACUGCCCCUCGAUGACCUCCAGGGUAUCCAGAAAAUAUACGGUGUCCCUACAGCCAUGCUGGAGCCUACACGGCCACUGCCCACCUUGCCCGCUCGCCGAACCCACCCCACCUCAGAGAGGAAACACGACCGUCAGUCCCGCCCGCCACGUCCGCCCUCCGGUGACAGGCCCUAUUUCCCCAAUGGCAAACCCAACAUCUGUGAUGGCAACUUCAACACCGUGGCCUUCUUCAGACGCGAGAUGUUUGUCUUCAAGGACCGAUGGUUCUGGCGACUGCGGAACAACGAGGUGCAGGAGGGCUACCCGAUGCAGAUUGAGCAGUUCUGGAAAGGUCUACCGCCCCGUAUCGACGCCGCCUACGAGAGAUCGGACGGCAAAUUUGUAUUCUUUAAGGGUGACAAGUACUGGGUAUUCAAAGAGGUGACUGCUGAGCCCGGGUACCCCCAGAGUCUGGUGGAGCUGGGUAACUGUCUCCCUAAGGACGGCAUUGACACAGCACUGCGCUGGGAGCCCGUGGGCAAAACCUACUUCUUCAAAGGGGACCAGUACUGGCGCUACAACGAGGAGAAACGCAUGGCCGACCCGGGCUACCCCAAACCCAUCACUGUGUGGAAGGGCAUCCCCGAGGCGCCGCAGGGAGCCUUCGUCAGCAGGGAGGGCUUUUAUACCUAUUUCUACAAAGGGAAGGACUACUGGAAGUUUGACAACCAGAAGCUGACCGUUGAGCCCGGCUACCCCAAGUCUAUUGUCAAUGACUGGAUGGGCUGCCACCAAUCAGACAUGGAGAAGAACAAGGACCGGCAGCUUCCCCACGAUGAUGUGGACAUCAUGGUGACCAUCAAUGACGUGCACAGCACUGUCAACGCCAUCGCUGUGGUGAUUCCCUGCAUCCUGUCGCUGUGCAUCCUGGUCCUGGUCUACACCAUCUUCCAGUUCAAAAACAAAGCGGUGCAACAGAACGUCACCUACUACAAACAUCCUGUCCAGGAGUGGGUAUGACAGGCUUAGGCAGCGCGCCGCCGCUUAUGAUACGAAACUGCGCUGAGAGGGCUACAAAAACUCUGAGCACCAUGUGACCAGUGCCUGUCUUGCACAAACCCUUUGCGAGAAGGGAAGGAGGGGGAUUAAGUUACUCCCUUUCAUCCCCUGUCAAGGACCUCUAGAUGAACAUCGCCAAAAUUGAGUAUGUUGAAUAUUAGCAUGAGGAGAUGCAUAGGACGCCGGGAGGCUUUGAGGGUAAGGACAGAGCACAGCAAAUCCGAUUGCUCUGCCUUUUGCGCCUCGUCUAUCUGUUGUCCAUUCUUAUCUGGCUGUUUCAGUGGGGGUUGUCACACAUACUUUACCUCGAUGGGACUCCCAUACACUUUUUCCUCAGGGGGAGAGAGAGGAGGAGCCUACCCUCACAUAGCCAGGUACCAGUAAUCUGUUUGAGUCCAGUAUCAACUUGUACAUGAACUUCAAGUAUUAUCAAGUCAAACAAGAUAUUUAAAGAAAAAAUUUAAACUUGAACAAAAAAUGUAUUAGAAAGGCCAUAGAAAAGAAUACCAAGGAUUUCUGUGGAUCAUUUAAUAUUUUCUGUUAGAGAGCUUUGAGUUAUCAAGAGAAGAAACUUUGUACAUCGCAAAUGAUAAAUGUCUUCAUACCCAGACCUCUGCCUCUAGCGAUGGACUCACCUAAGCUAGAGGACUGAGACUACAAGUAUGUCUGUUGAAGGACCACCGCUAUACCAACAUCCCCCAGCACAGACUCCCUGCUCCUCUGUCUGGACCAAGGGGCGUAGGGGAGAGCGAGUUAGCAUUUAAAGACAUUGGUCACAGUUAUCUUUCUUAGAAUUAUACUUAGUUUUUCUUUUCUUUUUUACAUGCCCCAAGGCGUAGAGGAGUACCUAUGCCCGUUUCAAUAGGCUAAGCACGUCAGACCAACAUUGACUAGGCACAAUGAACUGCUGUUGCAGUGCUGCUCUCACUUUCUCUCUUCCUCCAACUGUGUCGCUCUCUCUUUAUAUACAGUGCCCUCCGUUAUGAUUGGGACAGU
Salvelinus sp. IW2-2015 is the source of this 2983-nucleotide messenger RNA. It is a transcript of the gene mmp24, whose product is annotated as matrix metallopeptidase 24. Gene Ontology annotation, molecular function: metalloendopeptidase activity; zinc ion binding. The record is from RefSeq and is a predicted model, not a curated record. Gene Ontology annotation, cellular component: extracellular matrix. NCBI's taxonomy places the organism in Eukaryota, Metazoa, Chordata, Actinopteri, Salmoniformes, Salmonidae. Gene Ontology annotation, biological process: collagen catabolic process; proteolysis; extracellular matrix organization.